UACCCGGACGACUUUCUAUGUUACCAUCAAUCUGUUUAGGAAAACUCUCGCAUCCAUUUCUUUGUAAAUACAAAUAGAUUUAAAAGCUUCUUUUCUACCUCAUCUUUGACAAAAUGGCGGGGAACUUCUGGCAAAGUUCUCACUAUCUCCAGUGGGUGCUGGAUAGACAGGACCUGAUGAAGGAGCGCCAGAAGGAUCUGAAGUUUCUGUCAGAAGAGGAGUACUGGAAACUGCAGAUUUUCUUCGCAAAUGUCAUCCAGGCCUUGGGGGAACAUCUGAAGCUGAGGCAGCAAGUCAUUGCCACUGCUACAGUCUACUUCAAACGCUUUUAUGCCAGAUACUCUUUAAAAAGUAUAGAUCCCGUGCUGAUGGCCCCUACCUGUGUGUUUCUGGCCUCUAAAGUUGAGGAAUUUGGAGUAGUUUCAAAUACUAGACUUAUCUCUGCUGCAACCUCUGUGUUGAAAACUAGGUUCUCCUAUGCCUUCCCAAAAGAGUUUCCUUACCGAAUGAAUCAUAUCUUAGAAUGUGAAUUUUACCUCCUAGAGUUGAUGGAUUGUUGCCUGAUUGUCUACCACCCAUACAGACCACUGUUGCAGUAUGUGCAGGAUAUGGGGCAAGAGGACAUGUUGUUGCCACUGGCCUGGCGAAUAGUCAAUGACACAUACAGAACUGAUUUGUGCCUGCUAUACCCUCCCUUCAUGAUCGCUCUAGCCUGUCUGCAUGUGGCCUGUGUGGUGCAGCAGAAAGAUGCAAGACAGUGGUUUGCAGAGCUUUCUGUUGAUAUGGACAAAAUCCUGGAGAUUAUCCGUGUUAUUCUUAAAUUGUAUGACCAGUGGAAAAACUUUGAUGACCGUAAAGACAUAGCUGCUGUGCUGAACAAGAUGCCAAAGCCGAAGCCUCCUCCCAACAGUGAAAGUGAUCAGAGUUCAAAUGGGAACCAAAGUAAUUCCUAUAGCCAAUCUUAGCCAUGGCCUGACAGUAUUUACAUCUGCACAGUGGAUGUUUCAUGGGCCAAAUGUUCAUCUUUAACAACAAAAAUUUGAAGUCUUCACCUCCCAACUCUGCUUACUGUGGGUCUCUUAACACACUGCUCUGCUACACACAUGAACUGAAACUGAGUAAUCUGAAGGAAAGUGCCAAUUUGGGAUGAAAUGAAGGGCGACGUUUUGGAUUUAAAAAAACUUGACAAAAUGUACUGUGAGCGAGCGAUUUAACCUCAGGGACUAGGCAGACUUCUUCAUUGGGGUCUCUUGGAUACUGUGCCGAUGAGGAGUGGGCCCAAGUUUACUGUGAUGUGAUUGGAUAACCCUGCUGACAGAGGAGCGAUCCAAGCUGGUGGAUCAUGGAAUUACAAACAGCUUUUCAAUCAUGUCCUACCCCUUUGCCCUUUUUGUAAAUAGUUUUAGCAUUGUAAAAGCCAAAGUUAAAUCUGUGAACUGGACAAAGAGUUGUAGGAGUGAAGACAUUUCGCUGCUCCUUCAAACCACUUCUUCAGUUGUGGUCAGAUCACUGGUGGACACUGCCUUAUAUCUAUCUGAAGGGAGGAGCUAACAACAUUACACUGUAAAAAGCUAUUGUUUACAGUUUCUGUAUGUAGGCUAGGUCCAUUGAGCUACUAAAUUCUAAGUGUGCACUGUACCUGAGACCCACUUAGCAUAGUCAUUCAGCCUUAAUAGACAAACACUUUAAGACAGAAACUAGUUCACCCAAAGAACAAAACCCCGAGCCAUAAACAAAGUAAUGUGGUCUACUCCAUUCAGUGUAGUGAAGAGUGCAGAGUGUUACAUUGGAGAACAGCCACUCCAUAAGAGGAAUGAAACAUGGUUGCAAGAGCUCCUCUGGGCCCCAGUCCACCGUACAUCUCCAUCUCAAAGCCACUAACCACUCUUUUGAACAUGGGGAGGCACAGAUCUUAGCCAGAGAGGGGAGUUGAAGAAGCAAUUUUUGUUAGGAAAGAUGCUCCUUCCUUGAACAGGAAUGGGGGUCUUGGACAUCACAUUUCCAACCAUCUAUAACUCCAUCCUCAGACCAAAAGGAAGAGAACAAUAGAGCUAGUCAGUUGGCCUAUUAAGGCUGAAUGAUUAUGCUAAGUACGUUUCAGGCACAGUGCACACUUAGAACUUAGUAGCACAAUAGACCUAGCAUACAUAGAGAAACUGUAAACAAUAGCUGUUUACAGUUUCAGUGCAAUUAGUUCCUCCCUUCAGAUGGAUAUAAGGCAUUGUCCACCAGUGCUCUGACCAGAACUGAAAAAGUGUCUUGGAUGUGCGGUGAAACAUCUUCAUUCCUACAACUUUUUGUCCAGUUGACAGAUUUAACUUCGGCUUUUACUAUGGAUCUGGGCGACUGAGGUAUUACAGAUAUAGUUUUAGCAUUGUAUUAUUUGAUCUUUUUGCUUAAUUAAAACUUUUGUUGGGAAUCAUGAGCCGAUUUGUUUCUGCUCUUUAGAGGAAAUGUCAUUUUGCUUCACAUUUGAGUUUGUAACACAGUCAUCAGUGACACGCAUUUUGCUUUAGGGCUAUAGGAAAUGGUAUUUGGCUUUGUUUUUUUUCUGUGUAAAGGCAAAUCAGAAUCAAAUAUAAUUUGCCCAGUUUUGUUUGUAUUUUCUGUUCAUUCUGCCAUCCAUUUAAUUGAUUGUGGCAAUACACCUGUGCAUAUUCCUCUAGAUGUCAAUAUUUUUGUGCUGUAAAACUGUGAGAGCUGUGAGUCUGUGUGUGGAUGUAUUCCAAAACAAGGUGCUUGAAAGCCUUAAUUAAAGCUGCUGGUUCCAGUAAUCCUCUCAUUCAAGCACAGCCGUGUUUCAAUCAGGUGACAGAUGACAGAUGUUAUGAACAGGACUUUCACAACAUUUCCUGUGGUUAUGUAUCCACUAAUUGAUUAGAUACAUUUACAAAGGCUAAAGGCUAGUCUAAUGAGCUGUUUCACAGAGAAAAGCACAAAUGACCUGGACAGUCUUUGCUUUUCUUUCAAUGGGCACCAUCUGUUACAUGAUCAUCCUCCUGUGUGGGGAUUCAAUACAAGGGCUUCACCUCAAUCUGACUUGUAAUGCAUUUCCACUGCGUAACUAUUACUUGAACCUGUUAAUUAUUUGUAAAGCUCAUUUAUGAAAUAAAAAUAUUUGGUGUG
Messenger RNA from Periophthalmus magnuspinnatus, 3126 nucleotides. It is a transcript of the gene ccnc, whose product is annotated as cyclin C. The record is from RefSeq and is a predicted model, not a curated record. Gene Ontology annotation, cellular component: nucleus; mediator complex. Lineage: Eukaryota; Metazoa; Chordata; Actinopteri; Gobiiformes; Gobiidae. The coding region runs from base 114 to 965 and encodes 283 amino acids. Gene Ontology annotation, molecular function: cyclin-dependent protein serine/threonine kinase regulator activity. The transcript is spliced from 12 exons. Gene Ontology annotation, biological process: positive regulation of transcription by RNA polymerase II.